Messenger RNA from Centropristis striata (black sea bass), 1722 nucleotides. RefSeq names its product proteolipid protein 1b (gene plp1b). Gene Ontology annotation, biological process: central nervous system myelination; axon development. Lineage: Eukaryota; Metazoa; Chordata; Actinopteri; Perciformes; Serranidae. The record is from RefSeq and is a predicted model, not a curated record. The coding region runs from base 117 to 890 and encodes 257 amino acids. Gene Ontology annotation, cellular component: plasma membrane; myelin sheath. Gene Ontology annotation, molecular function: structural constituent of myelin sheath. The transcript is spliced from 7 exons.
AUGAAGUCAGCGCUGAGACUUAUUUUACUGUAGUAAUAGCUUGUGGGCAGCACUGUACAUCACUGGUUGGCACUGGGAUCUCUCUUUGUUGUGGAGUACAGGAUCAGAAGCAGCAAAUGUUUCCGGUCAGGCAGCCUUGGCUUUGCAAAGCCUUAGGUUGUUAUGAUUGCUGUAUCCGGUGCAUUGGGGCAGUGCCCUACCCGUCCUUGGUGGCCACCCUGCUGUUAUAUGCCGGCAUGGCGUUAUUUUGCGGCUGCGGGCAUGAAGCGUUGUCCCAGACCGAAGUCCUCGUCGAGACUUACUUCGCCCGCAACGUUCAAGACUUUGUGGUCAUGGCCUCAUUUAUCAAAUACUUCCAGUAUGUGAUCUAUGGCCUGGCAUCAUUUUUCUUCCUCUAUGGCAUCCUGCUGCUGGCGGAGGGUUUCUAUGCCACGUCCGCUGUCAAGCAGACCUUUGGUGAAUUCAGGAGCACCCACUGUGGCCGCUGCCUCAGCCUGACGUUCAUCAUAGUGACAUACAUCUUGGCUUUCAUCUGGCUGGCCGUGUUUGCCUUCACCGCCAUCCCAGUCUUCUUCCUGUUCAACAUGGAGCAGACCUGCCACACCAUUAACAUCCUGGCUGAGACAACCCCCAGCAUUAAUCAGCACGGCUGGAUUUGCAUGGACGCCAGGCAGUAUGGUCUGCUCCCUUGGAAUGCAAUGCCAGGCAAGGCUUGUGGGAUGACCUUGGCAUCUAUUUGCAAAACCAGCGAAUUCUACGUCACCUAUGACCUGUACAUAGCUGCGUUUGCAGGCGCCGGAGUCACUCUCUUAGCACUGUUCCUGUAUCUGGCUGCCACCACCUACAACUACGCUGUCUUGCGGUUCCUGGGCAGGAAAGGAGUCCGUUAGGUGCAGCGCCUCCGUCCCAGUCGACCCCGUCCUCCGUUUGAGAUGGACAGUCAACACUAGACUUCCAUUCUUCCUCCUCUGGGAAACAGCAUCUUCCAAACCUGGAUCACCUGCUAUAGUAUUUCCUUAGACGUGUCCAAUAACAGACAAAUGUUUCCCAUCACUGUUUUGUAUGAACAACAGACAGAGAGAUGAAGAUAAUUCACACCCAGCUCCAAGCUCUGACCUCCUCCUCCAACCCUCCUCUCAGAUGACUCUCUUCGCUUUGUUGUUCAUUUUCCCCUCGCAGGUCAUUUUAUUCUUUCUGUGAAGCUUCAUUGGUGCUGAUGACUGAUUGUGAUGUAUGACAUUUCAUGAAUAAUUAAGAGCAAUGACAGCUCGCCACGCAAGUCAUAACUGCAUGCAGUCUGUUCAGUGUUUACUGAUGCAUAUAUUGCUUCUGAAUAUGAUUUUGCUGCUGCCUCAUUAUCACUAUUUUGUUUCACAAAUAUCCAACUAAAGCAAAGGAUUGAAUGUACCAAAGUUCUCUGCAUGGGUCUUCCCCAUCUGCCUUUGGGCUUCACUUACACAUACUUUGCAUUCACUCAUAAAGCAUUUAUGCUGCAUUUAAAAACCACUGUGUAGGAGGGAAACAAAGACAAGUAUCCAUUUUUCUGGACGUUUUUUGGAUUACUGCUUAGAAUAAGGAGGUUUUAUGUUACUGAGGUGUUGAUGCUUCGAUAACAUGCCUGCAGGUGACUCGUGUUUGAUGUGUAGCCUGCUACUUACUGAGCUGGGUUGUGUUGUGUGUGCUCAUUUUUAAUGAAGGCUGAUUAAACCAUUUAAAUCAGAA